GCCACUCGGGCCUCUUUCACUGCAGCACCAGGCAGGAACUUCCGCCAAGCUCCUUCUUGUCCGCAUCAUCAAAGUAAACAGCGAAAAGCAGACAAAGUUUUUUAAAGCUGACAAAAAAGCGAAAGCAGACCCCGCCGAUUACUGACCUGCUUCAACAUGACGUCACUAACUAUGAUCGCUCGUGUGGCGGACGGACUUCCGCUGACUGCGUCUAUUGAGGAGGAUGAACAGUCAGGACGAGACCUCCAGCAGUACCAGAGCCAAGCCAAGCAGCUCUUUCGGAAACUAAAUGCGCAAAGUCCUGACCGCUGUACGCUGGAGGCAGGGGACAUGAACUUCCACUAUUUGAUAGCACAGGGUGUUUGCUACCUGUUCCUCUGUGAGGCUUCAUUUCCCAAAAAAAUGGUGUUUGCAUACCUUGAAGACCUCCACAGUGAGUUCUAUGACCAGUACGGGAGGAGAGUCCCCACAGUGACGAGGCCGUACUCCUUCAUCGAGUUCGACACGUACAUCCAGAAAACAAAGCGGUCAUACAUCGACAGCAGGGCCAGGAGGAGCUUCGGCAGCAUUAACACAGAGCUGCAGGACGUCCAGAGAAUUAUGGUGGCAAAUAUUGAGGAAGUUCUGCAAAGAGGAGAAUCUCUUUCUGCUCUAGACACCAAAGCCAGCAAUCUGAGCAGCCUUUCCAAAAAAUACCGCAGCGAUGCCAAAUACCUCAACACCCGCUCCACGUACGCCAAGGUGGCCGCGGUGUCAGUGUUCUUCAUCACACUCAUCAUCUACGUGCGUUUCUGGUGGCUCUGAUGGGACUCUCACACAAGGACUUUGACAUAAGGAAGAGGGUGUUUAAACUGUUGGGUUAUAUACCAGGGUGCCUUAAUGGGAUCACACAGUGUUUCCCUACUGAAGGUUUCUAUGCUUUAUCCAGCUUUGACUUCUGCCACCGACACAGUGUAACCUGAGCCAUGAGUCUGUGAUGGCACUUCUCUAUGUAUUGAGGCUUCAUGAUGAGUUCAAGUGUCUCUGUUUACUGGAAUAUUAGGAGCAGGGUGUUGGUAUAUUAAAAACUGGAAAUGGAGGUUUCUUUCAGAGUUUCAGCACUAAGUAGAAACCGUGUAUGAGUAUGCAGAGGUUUUGUUAAGAGAGAAAAAAAGUCUUAAAAAUGUGAUAAAAGAAUGUUUAUUGUUCAAAGUUUACAUUGUUACAAAGUCUUAUUGAAAAUAUUAAAUAUUUAUCAAAUUGUAGUUUCUCAUUUCUUAAUUUUUCAGAUGCAUUAGUGACACAAAUUAUGUUAAAGGGAUAGUUUAACAGGUCUGAAUGGGGUUGUAUGAGGUAUUCAUUGUGUGAAUUUGGUGUUUUCAGUAGGCCUGUCACGAUAACACAUUUUUUAGGACAAUAUAUUUUCCCAGAAAUGAUCAUGAUAAACGAAAGUAUUGUUGUAUCGACGUUUUAGUUUUCUAAUGAUAUUAAAGCAUAAUAAGACA
Messenger RNA from Centropristis striata (black sea bass), 1484 nucleotides. Its product is annotated as vesicle-trafficking protein SEC22b-like. The record is from RefSeq and is a predicted model, not a curated record. Bases 157 to 804 code for a protein of 215 amino acids. Gene Ontology annotation, cellular component: ER to Golgi transport vesicle membrane; Golgi membrane; endoplasmic reticulum membrane. Gene Ontology annotation, molecular function: SNAP receptor activity. The transcript has 5 exons. Lineage: Eukaryota; Metazoa; Chordata; Actinopteri; Perciformes; Serranidae. Gene Ontology annotation, biological process: endoplasmic reticulum to Golgi vesicle-mediated transport; vesicle fusion with Golgi apparatus; retrograde vesicle-mediated transport, Golgi to endoplasmic reticulum.